Messenger RNA from Linum tenue, 1725 nucleotides. Lineage: Eukaryota; Viridiplantae; Streptophyta; Magnoliopsida; Malpighiales; Linaceae. The record is from the annotation of a GenBank genome assembly.
UCUCAAAGCGCCAAAAAAAACCCCAAAACCUCUCCCCCCUCUCGUUUUGAAAACACGAACAUGGCGCUCGUUCCUUUUCCCUCCCUCUUCUUCUUCUCCAAGCAUUACAAAAUCUGAUCUCAUUCCUCCACUUCUCCACCUCACACCACACUAGUCCUCCCUUUCUCUUCGCUCUCUCUCCCGUUCUUCCUCUUCCAACUCUGUUCCGGACGGCGAGAGGCAGAAGGAGCUUGUUCCAAUGGCGGAUCAGGAGAACUGCGCUCCACUCACUCGCGCUGCCAGGAAGAGGGCAGCGGCGGCGGUGACGACGCCGGCGGAUGCGGAGAGAAGAAGAGGAGCAGGGUCGUGUUAGGCGAGCUUCCUCAGGUGGCUAACGUUGGGGCGACGGUGGUGGAUCUGACUUCCGGUGACAGGCCGGAGAAGCGCAAAAAAACCAAUGCGAAGGCGAAGGGGAAGGCUAAGCCGAAGACUAAGGCCAAGAAGGUUGUCGCUCCCGUUCCGGACGAAGAAGAAGUUACGGCGGCGACGGUCGAGGUCGGGAUCGAUGACAGAGAUGGAAGCCCCGAUGAUCCUCAGAUGUGCCAGCAUUAUGCCUCCGACAUUUACGAUUACCUCCACAACUUAGAGGCUGAACCAAAGAGAAGGCCACUGCCUGAUUACAUCGAGAAGGUCCAAUCUGAAGUGACUCCCAACAUGAGAGGGAUUCUUGUGGAUUGGCUGGUGGAGGUAGCCGAGGAGUACAAGCUUCUGACUGAUACUCUCUACCUCUCCAUUGCUUACAUUGAUAGAUUCUUGUCUCUGAACCCUAUCAGCAAGCAGCGCCUUCAGCUACUGGGUGUUUCUGCGAUGAUGAUUGCAUCAAAGUAUGAAGAGAUCACCCCUCCAAAUGUGGAGGAGUUCUGCUACAUCACCGAUAAUACAUACACCAAAGUCGAGGUGUUGAAGAUGGAAGCAGAUAUACUUAAGUUCUUGAACUUUGAAAUGGGUACCCCCACAAUAAAGUCAUUUCUAAGGCGGUUCAACAGAGUUGCUCAGGAGGAUUACAAAACUGAGAGCCUACAGCUUGAGUUCAUGGGCUGUUAUCUUGCUGAGCUGAGCUUAUUGGAUUACAACUGUGUGAAAUUCUUGCCGUCUCUAGUUGCUGCAUCUGUUGUGUUCCUUUCAAGAUUCACACUCAAGCCAAAAACGAAUCCUUGGAACGCCAAGUUACAAAAGUACUCUGGAUACAAGCCAUCCGAGUUGAAGGAAUGUGUGCUAAUCAUACAAGACCUUUACUUGAGUCGAAGAGGGGGCGGCUUGCAAUCUGUUCGUGACAAGUAUAAGCAGCACAAGGUACAGACAUUUUGCCAAAGGUUUUCUGAUUAGGCUGUGCCAUUAGCUAGUUUUCUUACUGUUCUAAUUGAUCCUGACCUUUUUCCUCCAAUCUUGUAACAGUUCAAAUGUGUAGCUGUAGCACCAUCACCUCCAGAGAUACCUUCUGCAUAUUUUGCAGAUGUUGUUAUAGAAGUUUCCCAGUUUUGAGGCAAGUCCAUGUGGGAAGGGCUACUGAGUUUUGCUUGACGUUGCAGCUAACUCUGCUGUUCAGCCAUUAAGCACAGUUCACUUCUAGUUAGAAAAUUUGAUAGGGAAGCUCUGUAAAUAUAGUCGAGGACGAAAAUUUUGCUUAUUGUAAUUGGUUUGUGGUAAUGAAGUAUCGUUUCGGGAAACUAUUCUCUAUGGCAGAGA